GGGGAGGCCUGAGGGGCCGCGCCGGGCUGUGCCGAGCCGAGCCGAGCCGCGCGCCCUCCUGCGCUCUGCGCAGCGCUGAUCCCGGGUGCUUGUCUUGCAGCCUGGGAAGCUCAGGAGCUCCUGUCCUCGGCCUCUGGAGCUGGCCGACCCCGCCGCCCGCCGCGCCCGUCCAGGAGCACCCGUCGGAGAGAGAGUGACUCUCUGAAGCUGGGAAAUGGCAGUGAUGGGAAUUACAUGCCAAGGAGCUCCUGAUCCAGCUGUCAAGCACAAGGAGCUCCAAGCUACCAAAGGGCUGAAGGAGUCAGUGAGUGAGAAGCAGAGCAGUGUUUGUAAAGUAGAAGAUUCCAAGAAGGUCAUUUUUCACAGCCAGUGGAAAAUCCUGAAUGAUGUAAUCACCAAAGGAACAGCAAAAGAAGAAACAGAAGGAGGCUGUGCAUCAAUUUCUAUUAUUGCCCAAGCAGAAUGUGAAAACAGCCAGGAGUUCAGCCCCACUUUAUCAGAGAGAUCCUUUAUUGCUCACAGUAAGCGUUACAGCAGCCGCUCCGACAGUCUCGAUCAGAUCCCCAACAAUGUGGCCCACGCGAGGGAGGGGAGGAUGGCUCAGGGCUGCUGGAGAGGGCGGCACCGCGGCAAGGCCAGGAAGAAGCGGCACAAGAAGCGAUCCAAGCUGAAAGCACAAGCAGCGGCUGGCGGGAGGCGAGGGCCCCGAACGCCGGAGCAGGAGAGCUGCACCCCGAUUCCCGUGCAGGAGGAUGAGUCCCACCAGAAUACCCUUUACAGAAACGAGUUUUGGGUUCCAGAGUUUCGCCAGGGCUUUGCCUAUGAUCCGCUGCGCUUGGAGAAGCCUCAGGAGGUUGUGUCCACGGGCAGAGCGCCUUCCCCCAGGAGCCAGUACAAAGCAGAACUGCACAAGCUGAUAAGCCCCAUUCAGUGCCUUAAUCACGUUUGGAAACGGCCCUGUCAGAGGGACAGCGUUCCCCAGCCUGAAACCCCCCAUCCUUUUCCCUACAACAUCCUCCCCCCUCAUUUCCCACGCCUGGACACUCCUCUCCACGCUCUGAAGCGCGGCGCUCUGCACACCUACCUCCACGGGAAACUCGACUACCCGGACAGUGAGCAACGCUUAUCAGGCCUCAACUUAGAGUAUAGUUUCCCCAAAUGCAUCAGCCAGUCCGUGAAGAGCAAUUCAGACAAGAUUUCUGUGGAGGAAUACUUGGUGGAUGCCUUGAAGGGCAGCGUGAGUGUGGGUGAACCACAGAACCUGGCCAGCCUAGCCAAGACGUGGAGAGGAGGUGGGCUGGAGCCCAAGGAGCAGCUCCAGCAAGCAGAUGAGAAUGAAGGCGUGCUACUUAACGAGAAGCUAAAGCCAGUGGAUUAUGAGUACCGAGAGGAGGUUCACUGGACCAAGUGUCACGGGUCCUUGGGCAUCGGCUCCUUUGGAGAAGUGUACAAGAUCCAGGACAAACAGACAGGAUUUCAGUGUGCUGCCAAAAAGGUACAAGUGGAACACUUCCGUGCUGAGGAGCUAACGACGUGUGCUGCGGUAACGAGCCCUAAGGUUGUCCCCUUGUAUGGAGCUGUGAAGGAAGGGCCUUGGGUGACCAUCUUCAUGAAGCUGAUGGAGGGUGGCUCACUAGGUCAGCUCAUUAAACAGAGUGGCUGCCUGCCAGAGGACAGAGCCCUCAGUUAUUUGGGUCAGGCAUUAGAGGGCUUGGAGUACCUUCACGCUCAGAACAUUCUCCAUGGAGAUGUAAAAGCGGAAAACGUGCUCUUGUCUGACGACGGAAGCAGAGCUCUCCUGUGUGACUUCGGGCACUCUGCUCACCUUCAUCCAGAUGGCCUGGGAAAGUGCUUGGUCACAGGGAACUAUGUGCCUGGCACAGAGACUCACAUGGCCCCAGAGGUGGUGAUGGGCAAGCGCUGCGACUCCAAAGUGGACGUCUGGAGCAGUUGCUGUAUGAUGCUUCAUAUGCUUAAUGGGUGCCACCCUUGGACUCAGUACUACAAUCACCCACUCUGCCUGAAGAUAGCUAAAGAGCCACCUCCUCUGAGGGAAAUUCCACCUUCCUGCAACCCUCUCACUGCUGAGAUCAUUAAAAUGGGGCUGGAGAAGGAGCCAGUUCAAAGAGCAUCUGCGUCUGAACUGAAAACUAAGACCAGUGUUGCCCUUGAAGAAGUGGGAGGUGUGACAAGCCCCUGGAAAGGAGAAUACAGAGAGCCUAGACAUUUGUCUUUGAACAAAGACCAUCCACGGACGUCCCUGUCCCCCACAGCGGGUCCAGUUUGUGAGACUGGUUCUGACCCAAAAUUGUCAGUCAAAGUUUCUGGUACAAGCCCAGCUCUGCCACCACCACCCCCAGAGCAAACAGAAGAGAUGGAGGGAAGCCCUUGGAAAGUCUGCAAGGAGUUAUCUGAGACCUGGGAUCCUCCACCUCUCUCCUCCACUCCUCUGCCCCUGAAGAGCUGCAGCCACGUGGAAAGAGCAACAACCAUUUCAGAGCAGGAGCUUCAGCAGCUGGAAAUAGAACUGUUUCUGAACAGCCUUUCCCAGCCUUACUCACUGGAGGAGCAAGAACAAAUGCUGUCCUGUCUCAGCAUCGACAGCCCCUUUGUGUCAGACGCCAGUGAGAAGAACUCCAUGAAAGCUUCCCAGAGCUUGAGGGACACCAUGAGCUCCGGGAUCCACUCCUGGAACAGCCAGGCAGACGGACAGAGCUUCAGCUGGAACAACCUGCUGAGCCGCAGCCGCCACACGGACACUCCCAGCUGCUUCAACGGAGUGAAAAUCCAGAUCCAGUUGCUAAGUGGGGAAAACUUACACAUCAGAGAUUUCCACAGGACAAAGGUGGGAGACGUCGCCACGGGGAUCAGCAGCCAGAUCCCAGUCCCUGCUUUCAGCCUGGUGACUAAGGAAGGGCAGCCAGUUCACUACGACAUGGAGGUGCCCGACUCCGGCAUCGAGCUGCAGUGCACUCUGGCCCCUGACUGCGGCGUCAGCUGGACGUGGCGGGUCAAACACGGGCGGCUGGAGAACAGGCCCUGAAGCUCUUCCUGCUCUGGAGGUUUUUACCUUGGUGAAAGAAGGAAUUGCAAAAGCUUCCAGCCAGCCCUGCAGGGGAGCAGCAAGUGCAGGUACUGGUGGCUUGUGCUGAAGUAGGAUAGCGGAGCAGCAGCUCGCUGCGCUCGGGCCUCGCUUCUGGCGUCUCUUCCGAUCCAGUUCCAGGCCACGGCCCGAGCUGAGGUGUUCCCCGGCACAGGGGGAGUCACUUGUUUUGGGUGUGAGCGUUAGAUUGAGCUUGAGAGUGGUGGGUGGAAAUUCCUGCUUUUCAGAGGAACGUGGUUGUGCUUCUCAGCAGCCCAGGGGCUGGGCCAGGACGCCUGGUGCUCGGCUUCCCACGUGAGCCCGGCAGCGGCGGCGCUUGCCCCGGCAGGAGGUUGGGUAUCUUCAGUGCAGCUGCGGUUGUUUGUGCCAAGAAGAGCUGGCAAACUUCCUCCUCAGCUGCAGAAGAAACUUCACGUCUCUGUAGGGCUUUGAGUAGCAUCAUCUCUACAUCAAGCCUUCUGCAGGGGGAAAAUAACAGCCAUGAGUAGCUGGGUUCUUGGUUUCACCUCCCACCCUUCCCCGCAGACACUUGUUUCUUGAAUCAGAGAAGGACUUUGUUCCCAGAAAGAGCUUUGCUUGCAGCCCUCACCUUCAGCUCUCCCCCCUGCCCUGGCAGCUGCUGCUCUCCGAGGCCUUGCUGGCGGCGGGGGCAGGAAGAGGCUGUGCUGUUCCUCGGUGUGCACAGGGAGGGGUUUAUCUCUCCAUCCUCCCACCGCUGACUUGGGCCUUGAUGGGAACUGUCCCAUCCAGGCACCGUCCCAGGGAGGGGGAAGGGCUCAGGCAGGGUCUGGGUUUCGCUGCAGCCUUGGUGGAAGCUCUCAGUGCUGGCUCUGCCAGGCCCUGCUCAGCCCUGACGGGGUGGCACCAGGCUCUGUGCUGCUCCCCUCAUGUCAAAACACGCUCACAGCUCGGCUGGGCAGCUGGGCCCUCAGUGCCUUAAGCUUUGAGCUCUUGGGGUGUAUUUUCAGAGUGGUUUGAGGAUUUUUUGGGUAUAUUCAUGCAUGCUCACCCUUGUGUGACCCACAGCACGAGCAGAGGGAGGUGUGAGCUCUGAGAGUGCUUGCUGAAGCCUUUGCACACCAGGAAAUCACAGGUGCUAGGCAGGGUGCUGUGGCUUUUCCAGGGGCUGUCUGCACCCAGGCUGAACAGAGAAACAGCUCCCCAAAAGCCAGGCAGGCCCUGCCACAUCCAUCCUGCUCUGGGGGAACACAGAGGAGCAGGAGCACUGGCGGUUCUCAAGUGAAGUUCACCUAAAAAACAGCAGGGCAACGUUCAGCACUGGGGCUGUCUUUUUGAGUCAUAUGCUCCUUAAGAAAGUGAUGCUCUUUCCCUUUGGUCUCCUGCAGCAUCAGCUGAAUUUGUUACACUAGGCAGUGCCAGCCCUGAACACAAAACUAAGGCAGUGUCACUCCUGAACCAAUGCAGAGACACCCCUGAGCACAAAACCAAUGCAGAGACACCCCUGGGCACAAAACCAAGGCAGAGACACCCCUGGGCCCAAAACCAAGGCAGAGACACCCCUGAGCCCAAAACCAAGGCAAUGUCACUCUUCGAACCAAUGCAGAGACACCCCUGAGCACAAAACCAAUGCAGUGUCACUCCUAAACCAAUACAGAGACACCCCUGAGCCCAAAACCAAUGCAGAGACACUCCUGAGCCCAAAACCAAGGCAAUAUCAGUCUUCAAACCAAGGCAGAGACACCCCUGAGCACAAAACCAAUGCAGAGACACUCCUAAACCAAUACAGAGACACCCCUGAGCACAAAACCAAUGCAGAGACACCCCUGGGCACAAAACCAAUGCAGAGACACCCCUGGGCACAAAACCAAUGCAGUGUCACUCCUAAACCAAUGCAGAGACACCCCUGAGCCCAAAACCAAUGCAGAGACACCCCUGAGCACAAAACCAAUGCAGAGACACCCCUGAGCACAAAACCAAUGCAGAGACACCCCUGGGCACAAAACCAAUGCAGAGACACCCCUGGGCACAAAACCAAUGCAGAGACACCCCUGGGCACAAAACCAAUGCAGAGACACCCCUGAGCACAAAACCAAUGCAGAGACACCCCUGAGCACAAAACCAAUGCAGAGACACCCCUGAGCACAAAACCAAUGCAGAGACACCCCCGAGCCCAAAACCAAUGCAGAGACACCCCCGAGCCCAAAACCAAUGCAGAGACACUCCUAAACCAAUACAGAGACACCCCUGAGCACAAAACCAAUGCAGAGACACCCCUGAGCACAAAACCAAGGCAAUAUCAGUCUUCAAACCAAGGCAGAGACACCCCUGAGCACAAAACCAAGGCAGAGACACCCCUGAGCCCAAAACCAAGGCAGAGACACCCCUGAGCCCAAAACCAAGGCAGAGACACCCCUGAGCCCAAAACCAAGGCAGAGACACCCCUGAGCCCAAAACCAAGGCAGAGACACCCCUGAGCCCAAAACCAAGGCAGAGACACCGCUGAGCCCAAAACCAAGGCAAUGUCACUCUUCGAACCAAUGCAGAGACACCCCUGAGCACAAAACCAAGGCAGAGACACCCCUGAGCACAAAACCAAGGCAGAGACACCCCUGAGCACAAAACCAAGGCAGAGACACUCCUGAGCACAAAACCAAGGCAGAGACACUCCUGAGCACAAAACCAAGGCAGAGACACCCCUGAGCCCAAAACCAAUGCAGAGACACCCCUGAGCCCAAAACCAAUGCAGAGACACCCCUGAGCCCAAAACCAAUGCAGAGACACCCCUGGGCACAAAACCAAUGCAGAGACACCCCUGGGCACAAAACCAAUGCAGAGACACCCCUGGGCACAAAACCAAUGCAGUGUCACUCCUAAACCAAUGCAGAGACACCCCUGAGCACAAAACCAAUGCAGAGACACCCCUGAGCCCAAAACCAAUGCAGUGUCACUCCUAAACCAAUGCAGAGACACCCCUGAGCACAAAACCAAUGCAGAGACACCCCUGAGCACAAAACCAAGGCAAUAUCAGUCUUCAAACCAAUGCAGAGACACCCCUGAGCACAAAACCAAUGCAGUGUCACUCCUAAACCAAUACAGAGACACCCCUGAGCCCAAAACCAAUGCAGAGACACUCCUGAGCCCAAAACCAAUGCAGAGACACCCCUGAGCCCAAAACCAAGGCAAUAUCAGUCUUCAAACCAAUGCAGAGACACCCCUGGGCACAAAACCAAUGCAGAGACACCCCUGGGCACAAAACCAAUGCAGAGACACCCCUGGGCACAAAACCAAUGCAGAGACACCCCUGGGCACAAAACCAAGGCAAUAUCAGUCUUCAAACCAAGGCAGAGUCACCCCUGAGCACAAAACCAAGGCAGAGACACCCCUGAGCCCAAAACCAAGGCAAUAUCAGUCUUCAAACCAAGGCAGAGUCACCCCUGAGCACAAAACCAAUGCAGAGACACCCCUGGGCACAAAACCAAGGCAAUAUCAGUCUUCAAACCAAUGCAGAGACACCCCUGAGCCCAAAACCAAUGCAGAGACACCCCUGAGCCCAAAACCAAUGCAGAGACACCCCUGAGCCCAAAACCAAGGCAAUAUCAGUCUUCAAACCAAGGCAGAGUCACCCCUGAGCACAAAACCAAGGCAGAGACACCCCUGAGCCCAAAACCAAGGCAAUAUCAGUCUUCAAACCAAUGCAGAGACACCCCUGAGCCCAAAACCAAGGCAGAGACACCCCUGAGCACAAAACCAAUGCAGAGACACCCCUGAGCACAAAACCAAGGCAGAGACACCCCUGGGCACAAAACCAAGGCAGAGACACCCCUGAGCACAAAACCGAGGCAGGGCCAGCACUGAGCAGACAUCUGUUAAAAAGUAGAACUCCUGUGGAAGAACUGCACCUGCUCAGCACUGUGGGCAUAGUUUUUGUAGCACUUUUUGUUCUAAAGCACUUAAUCCCCUGUCCCAAAUAGGCACCUAAUUGUAUCUCAAACACCACCUUAAGAGACAUUGUAGUGAGCAGUUAACACAUGAUGCAGUCCCUGCCAGGAAGGAGUGGGGGGAAGGGCCAGGCUGUCUCGACUUGGUCUUUUCAGAUGCCAUAAACUGCUAAGAAUUCUAGGCUCUGGAGCAGGAGGGAGCAAAAUGCCUCCUCAGGGCUCCCAGGAGCUGCUGAGUCCAGUGCACCAGCCAAACCCCACGCCUGGCGUCUCCCCCAUGGCAGGGGGGGAAAGGAAGGGAAGGGGAGAAAUCUGUUGGCUGUUUCUAAGAGCCCGUUGGUGCUGUGUGGCUGUGAGGCAGGGCUGGGGAUGAUGUGUCAGUGUGAAACAGCCUGGGCCCUUCCCCUGGGCUGAGGCUUUGGCUGUUGUCUGCAUCGAGGCUUGAGUGCCCAGCUCCUUGGCUGGUGCUCAGCUCCAGCUGUGCAGGAGGCAGCAGCUCUCUCUCCCUUGCCAGGGCUCCCCAGCCUCAUGCUUCGUCCGUAGCAUUAACCUGCAUCUGGGGGCAGCAGUGCAAAGGGAAGGGGAGCAGUCAGCCCCCACUGCCAGAACCAGGCAGAUGCUGUCCCCCUGCUCCUCUCUCACAUCAGCAUUAGCCUCUUGCAGCCUGUCUGUGCUGUCCAAACCCCUCAGCCCAGCAGCAGGGCUCUGGGCCCUGCCCAGACACACGUUCUCCUCUCAGGAGGGACUCUGGCACUCUCAGGCUUUUACCACCUCAGCUCUCUCCUGCCACCAAGACAAUUUCCUCUUGAUGUGCCUGGUCGUUGUUGCAGUGACAGGCAUCAAAAGUGCAGCUUCCAGCCCAAGGCCUGUGCUGCAGCACUGACAGAAAGUCAGAACUGUUCAUUAUGUACCGUAAGACUUGGCUGAAGCUGUGCCUAACAGACCAGGGUGUUGAGGCAGAACCCCAUUCAGGGUAGGGAGGAAUCCCAGAGGCCCAGACACAGAGGGCUCUUGGCCUGUAGCUGCUUUCCCAGGGUGUGGAAGGGUCACUGUGCAAAGCAGCAGGAAGCUGCUGGUGGGGGGACUGGGCAGUGCUGGGGGAGGCCAUGGGACAGACAGUUUGUACCCAGCAGAUGACACUUUAUCACACUGUGACUUCUGGAAAUGAACAUUGUGGAGCUGGAUUUGCACAGGGGAAAGGAGAAUAAAG
Molecule: messenger RNA, 8212 nt
Organism: Colius striatus (speckled mousebird)
Lineage: Eukaryota; Metazoa; Chordata; Aves; Coliiformes; Coliidae
Product: mitogen-activated protein kinase kinase kinase 14-like
Exons: 17
Coding region: 215-3043 (942 amino acids)
Biological process (GO): protein phosphorylation; positive regulation of canonical NF-kappaB signal transduction
Molecular function (GO): protein serine/threonine kinase activity; ATP binding
Source: RefSeq, a predicted model, not a curated record